Messenger RNA from Portunus trituberculatus (swimming crab), 648 nucleotides. RefSeq names its product WAG22 antigen-like. The record is from RefSeq and is a predicted model, not a curated record. Bases 1 to 648 code for a protein of 215 amino acids. Lineage: Eukaryota; Metazoa; Arthropoda; Malacostraca; Decapoda; Portunidae. The transcript has 2 exons.
AUGGCGAGAGGAGAGGAAGUGGAUGUCUAUGGAAAGUCUGGAAUGCACGACCCUGAGAUGGCUUGGAUAGCGGAACAGGAUGGGGAACACAAUGAUGGGUCACCACUUCACCACCACACCUUCGUCCUUCUCUGCCACUGUACAGAGAUGGCCGGUCACGAAUCAACCACCACCACCACCAUACCCCUCCGCUACCUGCUGUUUAUAAUGGUCCUGGCUGCGAUGGCUGGUGCUGGGACGGCCAAGGCUGUACCGAAGACCAACCCCAGCCCGGGAAGGAUCACAGCGCGCUCCACUCUGUACCCAACUCACGGCAGUCACCACCCAAAGGACCGCGAUGACCACUACCACUACCACACUCACCACCUGCAGCGCCCUCCCUACCUCUACGGCUACGGUUACGGAUAUCCUGGCCUUGGACUGGGAGGUCUUGGCGGUCUUGGCAGUCUUGGCGGUCUUGGCGGUCUUGGCUUGGGUGGUUUGGGUGGUCUGGGUGGCUUAAGUGGUUUGGGAGGUUUAGGUGGCUUGGGCGGCAUCGGUAUGGGCGGUUUAGGUGGAUUGGGUGGUUUCGGUAUCGGUGGUUUGGGCGGUUUAGGAGGCGUUGGUAUGGGAGGUAUUGGUCUGGGCGGGUAUUCCUACGGCUGGUGA